Erythranthe guttata (spotted monkey flower) is the source of this 3980-nucleotide messenger RNA. RefSeq names its product C2 calcium/lipid-binding and GRAM domain containing protein. The record is from RefSeq and is a predicted model, not a curated record. NCBI's taxonomy places the organism in Eukaryota, Viridiplantae, Streptophyta, Magnoliopsida, Lamiales, Phrymaceae.
AUGUUUCCGGCGGAUCGGAGGUUUUUUCUCCUUUACUCCGAGAUUCGCCUUUUAUGAUCUCUUUCUAAACCUAAUUUCUUCUGUAUUCAUUUUUUAUUUAAUUUUUCCCCAAAGUUUCAGUUUUUUUUUCAAUUAGAUAUUCUUUCCACGAUUGACCCUACCAAUCAAAGCUUUCUCCCAAUGCAGUAACCCCCUUUCGAUUUUUUGUAACAACUAACGAACGCCCUUUAUUGAUCACAGUUUUCCCCACCCGUUAUUAUUUUUUUCUGUGGUGUAAAAUCUUUGUCGAUUGUUCAAAGACUGUGAUCAUUGUAUUUAUGAGGUAAGCAGAGCAUUUCUAACUGGUAGCAGUUUUGCAGUAGAGAUGCAGCUUUUAGUCCGGGUAAUCGAAGCGAAAAACAUACCGGCUCUUGACCCGAAUGGGUUUAGUGAUCCAUAUGUAAAACUGCAGUUGGGGAAGCAGAGGUACAAGAGCAAAGUUGUGAAGAAGUGCCUGAAUCCAUCGUGGUGUGAGGAAUUCAUUUUCAAAGUCGACGAUUUGAAAGACGAGCUUCUGAUUUGUGUUUUAGAUGAAGACAAGUACUUCAAUGAUGAUUUUGUUGGCCAGAUCAAAGUGCCGGUCAGUCAGGUUUUCGAAGCUAAAGACAAGUCACUCGGCACUACUUGGUACACGUUGCAGCCGAAAACAAAAAAGGCCAAGAACAAAGAUUGUGGCGAAAUUCUUCUAACAAUUUGUUUCUCGACAAAUAACACAUUGUUCGACUUUCCAUCCUCGGGCGAUCCUGUAGUACUGCCAAGAAAGUACGCCGAUUCGAUUUUGGACUCACCCACAAGGUCUUCCCCUCGAAGGACAUCUUCUCCUAUGAGGGGAGAAGACUUUUUCACUUCCAAGGAAGAAAAACAGCCAGCACCGACAUUUGCUGGUCGGUUCGCCCAAAUUUUCAACAAGAAUGUUGUCGAUUCAGCUUCUGUGACUUCCACCGAAGCUACCGAUCAAUCGGACUUGCCCGAAACUUUGGAUUCAUUCCUUGAUAACAAGUCAGAAGAGCAAACUUCGUCAGUCGAUUUCGAAGAAUUAAUGAAAAAUAUUACGACGAAAGACCAAGGAAGCGAAGUUCCUAGUACUUUAACCGGAGGGGUAGUUCUGGACCAAAUUUACGCAACCACCCCUCAAGAAUUGAACUCACUACUCUUUUCUGAUGCAAACUUUCAGAAAUCUGUAGCAGAUGUACAGGGCUCUACAGAUUUGCAAAUCGGUCCCUGGAAAUAUGAAAACGGCAGCGAGAGCGUACAGAGAGUGGUUUCCUACACUAAAGCUCCGAGUAAACUGAUUAAAGCUUUGAAAGCAACGGAGGAGCAAGCGUUUAUAAAAGCCGAUGGUAAAGUAUUUGCCGUUUUAUCCAGUGUGAGCACACCGGACGCACCAUACGGUAAAACUUUCAAGGCCGAAGUGCUUUACUGCAUUACUCAAGGGCCCGAACAGCCAUCCGGCGAACAGUCUUCUCGGUUGGAAGUUUCUUGGCGGAUGAACUUUCUGCAGAGCACUAUGAUGAAGAGUAUGAUAGAAGGUGGGGCGAGGCAGGGUAUAAAGGAAAGCUUUGAGCAGUACGGGAAGGUGCUGACUCAGCAUGUGAAGCCGCUCGAUCUAAAAAAUAUAGGCUCGGAGAAGGAUCAGAUGCUGGCUUCUCUGCAGGUGGAAAGGCAGUCCGAUUGGAAACUGGCGGUUCAGUAUUUUGCUAAUUUUACUGUGGUUUCGACCGUUUUGAUGGGGUUUUAUGUGCUCGUGCAUGUGUGGCUGGCUAUGCCUAGUACGGUUCAAGGCCUUGAGUUUGUCGGUUUGGAUUUGCCUGAUUCGAUCGGUGAACUGAUUGUCUGUGGAAUGUUGGUUUUGCAAGGGAAAAGGGUGCUCGAGUUGAUGUCUCGUUUUAUGCAGGCCCGAGUGCAAAAAGGGAGUGAUCAUGGAAUCAAAGCACAGGGAGAUGGGUGGUUGCUCACGGUUGCAUUAAUUGAAGGGAGCAAUUUGGCGGCAGUUGACUCGAGUGGGUUCUCUGAUCCUUAUGUGGUGUUUACUUGCAACGGAAAAACGAGAAGCAGCUCCAUCAAGUUUCAGAAAUCGGACCCUCUUUGGAACGAAAUUUUUGAAUUUGAUGCAAUGGACGAGCCUCCAUCUGUGCUGGAUGUGGAAGUUUUCGAUUUUGACGGCCCUUUUGACGAAGCGACUUCUCUUGGACGUGCUGAAAUUAAUUUCUUGAAAUAUAACAUUUCCGAUUUGUCGGAUAUUUGGAUUCCUCUGCAAGGAAAGCUGGCUCAAGCGUGCCAGUCUAAGUUACACUUAAGAAUUUUCUUGAACAACAAUAGGGGUACCAACGUCGUCCAAGAUUAUAUAACUAAAAUGGAGAAGGAGGUGGGCAAAAAGAUAAAAUUACGUUCUCCUCAAACAAAUUCAGCAUUCCAAAAGCUUUUCGGGCUACCACCAGAGGAGUUUCUCAUCAACGACUUUGCUUGUCACUUAAAACGAAGAAUGCCUCUACAGGGGCGUCUUUUUCUGUCAGCAAGAAUAAUAGGGUUCCACGCAGAUUUAUUCGGUCACAAGACGAAGUUUUUCUUUCUGUGGGAAGAUAUAGAAGACAUUCAGAUUAUACCUCCGACUCUGUCAUCAAUGGGCAGUCCAAUCGUUAUCGUGACACUAAGGCAAGGUAGAGGGUUCGAUGCACGCCAUGGAGCAAGAACACAAGAUACUGAAGGCAGGCUUAAAUAUCAUUUUCAUUCUUUCGUCUCGUUCAAUGUUGCUCACAGAACAAUUAUGGCACUGUGGAAAGCCAGAGCUUUGACCCCAGAGCAGAAAGUACAAAUCGUAGAAGAAGCAGCUGAAGCGACAACUGUACAAACAGCCGAAGAGGAAUCACUUGCCAAAAAUCUCCAAGCUUCGGAAGAGGAAAUCGAGGCCAGAAGUCUUCAUGGAGUCGACGAAGAAUCCGAAACAAAAAGCCUUCUUUCUGUUGAGAGUGGCUCUUUUCUUGGAGUUGGGGAUGUUAACAUGUCUGUCGUCUAUUCGUCCAUGCUCUCUCUUCCUACGAGCUUUUUUAUGGAGUUGUUUAGGGGGAGUGAAAUCGACCGAAGAGUGAUGGAAAGAGCUGGGUGCUUGAAUUAUUCUCACAGCCCCUGGGAAUCGGAAAAGCCCGAUGUUUACCAGAGGCAACUUUAUUACAAAUUCGAUAAGCAUAUAUCUCGUUACAGAGGUGAAGUGACUAGCACUCAGCAAAAGUCUCGUCUUUCUGGAAGAAACGGUUGGCUUAUUGAAGAAGUCAUGACCCUCCAUGGAGUUCCACUUGGCGACUAUUUCACACUACAUGUAAGGUAUCAAGUGGAAGAUUUACCGUCGAGAUCGGUAGGGUGUAGUAUUCAAGUGAACUUUGGAAUUGCGUGGUUGAAAUACACGAGGCAGCAAAAGAAAAUGACGAAGAAUAUUGUGUUGAAUCUGCAGGAGAGGGUUAAGGUCAUGUUCAGUGUUUUGGAAAAGGAAUAUGUUUCUGGUGCUUAGAUUUGAUUGAUUUUCGUCGGGUUUGGUGCGAAAAAGAACAAAAAUAAAAGAUGGAAUAAAUCUCGAACUCUGCCACGAAACAAAAUAGGUUUUGUUGUUGUACAGUUGAAUUGAUAUGGCUUGUGAUUGUAUAUACACGGAGAAGAGAGUUUCGGUGCAAUCGAGCCGUUGAUUUUUUUUUUCGUCGGGGACUCGAAGGGGCGCAGUUGUGCUGCUGUUGGAGAAGGUUGUAUAUCACACAUCACAGAUUUGUUGUAUGAAGUAUGAUUUUCAUUAAUUCUUCGAAAACUAAUCGAAGCCGGAAAACCUUUAGCGCAAUUAGUGAUUCGAAUGUUGUAUUCUACAAUGGCUUCAGUGUAACAGAUUUUUUUUGACAUGACAUUGUUUCGGACAUGAAAUUGUAUUACAAGAUAAUUUGGGAGUUGACUUUUUCAAUUUU